Messenger RNA from Ichthyophthirius multifiliis, 1381 nucleotides. RefSeq names its product v-type ATPase 116kda subunit family protein, putative. The transcript has 2 exons. NCBI's taxonomy places the organism in Eukaryota, Ciliophora, Oligohymenophorea, Hymenostomatida. The record is from RefSeq and is a predicted model, not a curated record. Gene Ontology annotation, cellular component: proton-transporting V-type ATPase, V0 domain; vacuolar proton-transporting V-type ATPase complex. Gene Ontology annotation, biological process: proton transmembrane transport; vacuolar acidification. Gene Ontology annotation, molecular function: proton-transporting ATPase activity, rotational mechanism; ATPase binding.
AUGUUUGGUGAUAUCGGACAUGGUUUUUUACUCUUUCUUUUUGGUCUUUAUUUGGUUAUUUUUAAUGACUCAAUCUUAAAGGACCCAAAAAGUUCCUUUAGAGGUGCUUUAUAAAUCAGAUAUUUAGUACUUUUGAUGGGUUUCUUCGCUUUUUAUUGCGGUUUGAUUUAUAAUGACUUCCUUUCAUUGCGAUUGAACCUUUUCAAUUCUUGUUUUAGGAAUAGUCCUAAUUAGUGGGGGGAAUAUGAGAAAAUAAAUAAAGAUUGUACUUAUAUAUUUGGACUAGAUCCGAUAUGGGGAAAAGCGGAAAAUGAUCUCACUAUGGCUAAUUCAUUUAAAAUGAAGCUUGCAGUCAUUUUAGGGGUAUCUUAGAUGAUGUUAGGUAUUACUAUGAAGGCUUUUAACUCUAUUUACUUUAAAAAAUGGCUAGAUUUUUUCUUCGAAUUUUUGCCUUAAAUCGGGUUUAUGGGUAUUAUGUUUGGGUAUAUGGAUUAUUUGAUUUUCGCGAAAUGGAAUAUAGAUCAUUCAGUUGUUAAUAGCGGAAAAAAAAUAGAAGAUUAAAGAAUGCCGAGUAUUAUUACUACACUUAUAGAUAUGGCAUUAUCUUUAGGAGGUGUAAAAGAAAAAAACGGUGCUAUUUUUGAUAAAGGAUAAGGAAAAUCAGCCUAAGAAACAUUUUAAUUAAUAGCUUUAGGUAAUAAAUAAACAAAUAUUUUAUUAUUUUUAUUAAAAUAUUAAAAAGUUGUCGCUUUAUUAUGUGUACCUUUAAUGUUAUUUCCAAAACCUAUAAUAUUGAAUAUUCAAAAUAAGAGAAAACAAUAAUAAAAUGUAAGUAAUAAUAAUUCAUUUGAAAAUUCAGCUUAAUAACCUUUAAUUAAAGACAUUGAAUUAGUAAAAGAUCUUGAAAAUACACAAAAGGAAAAAAUGGAUAAUAAAUAACAUCAUAAUGAAGAAUUUUCUGAAAUAUUCGUACAUUAAAUUAUAGAAACUAUUGAAUUUGUACUCGGUUCUAUUUCAAAUACAGCCUCAUAUUUACGUCUUUGGGCACUUUCACUCGCACAUUCUUAAUUAGCAAAUGUUUUUUUCUAAAAAAGUAUAUAAGGCUUCCUUGAAUCAGGAAAUAUUUAUGCUCUUGUUCCAGCUUAUUUUGUAUUUGCUAUUAUUACUUUAGGUGUAUUAAUGGCUAUGGAUGUCAUGGAAUGCUUUUUACAUGCACUUAGAUUACAUUGGGUUGAAUUUUAAAACAAGUUUUAUAAAGCUGAUGGGUAUAUUUUUAAUCCUUUAAGUUUCGAAAAACAAAUAUAAUUUUAUAUCGAAAAUGAAGAAAAUUAUUGACUUUUUUAUUUACAUUUUAUUAUUUAUCAAACAGAAAUAUUUUUAG